GAAGCUCAAACACGUGUGUUUCCUUGCGGACUGCAUGUUGUGACCGAGCAACAGAAAUCAAUCAGAAAACAACUGAACGAGUAUCGAUUAUCUAGUUCGAUCAGAAAUGACGAAGACGAAGAAGGAGAAGGUUCCUGCGGACGGAGAAGAGGCCGCAGCCGCCGACGGGAACGAGAAGUCCUACCAGGAGCUGAUCGCUAACAUCAACCCGAUCGCUCAGCCGCUGGCCUCCAAAAAACUCAGCAAGAAACUCUACAAAUGCGUCAAAAAGGCUGCCAAAGUGAAGAACAUCCGCCGAGGAGUGAAGGAAGUCCAGAAGUUCAUCAACAAAGGAGAGAAAGGGAUUGUGGUGUUGGCCGGAGACACGCUGCCCAUCGACGUCUACUGUCACCUGCCGGUCAUGUGUGAGGACAGAAACCUGCCGUACGCCUACAUCCCCUCUAAAGUGGAUCUGGGUUCGUCGGCAGGCUCCAAGAGGCCGACCUGUGUGAUCCUGAUCAAAUCUCAUCCGGACUAUCAGGACGCCUAUGACGAGUGUGUGGAGGAGGUCUCCGGUUUGCCCAAACCACUCUGAGACCUGAGCCAAUCAGAGAGCGGCUCUGAGGUCACUGCCUCCAUUGAAGCGUCUCCUUUCAGCACCUGAUCAAUAAGCAACAAACACCCCGUCAGUCAGGCACAGGUGGAGCUAACAGGCUAGCAGUUUCCCCCUGCCUCCAAUCUUUGUGCUAAGCUACGCUAAACCUGUCCUGGACCAUGUGACUCUGGAGGAGACGGACAGACUGAGUUUUUUUUGUUCAGAACAAAGUGUGUAAAUAAAGUUUGUUUAUAAGUUUCACUUCCUGUUGAAGCGAUGAGCUGCUCAGAUUAUCUUCAUCACAGCAGGUAGAAAUACACCUGUGUGCUACUGUUCACCUGAUGUACUGCAACAAAAGUUAACAAUCUGAGUUUUAACAAAAUACACAGAUAAUAAUGGACAUCAUACUUCAGUAAAAUCAACAGCGACGCUUUUGUUGUGCAGUGAUCAGACUGAUCAAUCAGACAGAUCAAUCAGACUGAUCAAUCAGACAGAUCAGACUCGACCAGACCGAUCGACGUUCGGUUUGAUAAAAAGUUUGUUUUUCGUCGACUCGAUGUUUGGGUGUUUGAGCUCAGCAGGAUUUCUGGGUUUCUGCUGUUAAACGUGUUUGAUUAAAAAUUAAAGCGACUGUCAGCUGAAGUUUCUCCUAAACAUUUGUUAGAUUUUACAAAUUCAAACUUUGACUUUCUGUUUUUUCAAUAAAAGAACUUUGA
Molecule: messenger RNA, 1290 nt
Organism: Chelmon rostratus (copperband butterflyfish)
Lineage: Eukaryota; Metazoa; Chordata; Actinopteri; Chaetodontiformes; Chaetodontidae
Gene: nhp2
Product: NHP2 ribonucleoprotein homolog (yeast)
Exons: 5
Coding region: 107-574 (155 amino acids)
Biological process (GO): snRNA pseudouridine synthesis; rRNA pseudouridine synthesis
Cellular component (GO): nucleolus; box H/ACA snoRNP complex
Molecular function (GO): box H/ACA snoRNA binding
Source: RefSeq, a predicted model, not a curated record